CGUGCUCAACCAGUUGGCUAUGUGCGCUCCGUGUCAGCAGAACAUUCACAACCGUAACGGGUUUUCGCUGUGCGUUCAAUAAACUCAGAAUUUGGUUUUCGGGACUAAUAAACCGAUUUUGAAAACCAGCUGGUGAUUAGCUUACCUCUCGUUACCCACCAGAACCCACUCAAAUAUGUGCUUAUCACAGUACUGCGAGUGCCGGUAAAGUUGUUGGCCGCUAAAAUCUGUUAUCAGCCAACAUGGAUUUCGAGGAGAUUUUGGCCAAGUGCGGCAACAGCAGUCGUUAUCAGUUCGUGCUGUUGGCUCUUUAUGGUUACCUUAUGGUCGUCGUUUCAAUGCACUAUUUCUCGCAAAAUGUCAUUAGUUUCGUGCCCGACCAUUGGUGUUAUCAUGAGCAGUUGGUAAAUCGGAGCUUCGAAGAGAUCGAGGCGAUAUAUUCACAAUAUGAGAAUCCCUCAUGCACGCGGCUGGAAAGGAUUGGCGAGGAUGGACAGAAUCACACGUUGAGCAAGGAGCGCUGUGAUCGUUGGUUCUAUAAAUAUGAUUUUGGUUAUAGGAGUAUGAAUACGGAGCUUAACUGGGUUUGCCAUGAUGCCUAUAAGCCACGGUGGGGCCAAUCGCUUUUCUUUGUGGGUUCUGUAUGCGGAACUCUAAUCUUUGGCCAGCUUGGCGAUCGCAUAGGUCGCAUUAAGGCCUUGAUUUUGGCCAAUUGGUGUGGCUUCCUUGGCGAUUUCUCAACCAUAUUCGCCAACAGUCUCGUCUCAUUCUCUAUUAGUCGCUUUGUAUCUGGAUUGGCGGCUGAUGCCAACUCUUAUCUCAUGUAUAUACUAAUUCUCGAAUAUGUCUCACCGUCGCUGAGAAAUGUGGGUCUGAAUACAGUUUUGGGCAGUUUUUACUGUCUUGGCCUGAUUGGAGCUUGCUGGCUGGCUGUUUGGGUGGGUCACUGGCGCAUAUUCCUGGCUUGCUCUUCGGUUCCUCUUCUGCUGGUCACGCUUUUCUACUUCCUCGUCCAGGAGAGUGCCCAGUGGCUGGUGACGAGGAAUGAUAUCGAUGGAGCCAUUAGGCGAUUGCAGCGUGUGGCCAAGAUCAAUCGUCGCCAGGUGGCUGAUGAGGAUUUUAGAACCUUUCGUAGCUACUGUGAGGAGCACUAUCGGAAGGAUGUUAAGGAGCAGGACAGUCAGGCUAAUGUGCGGGAUAUGUUGAAAACGCCACGGAUGCGUAGUACGGCAUUUAAAUUGCUGCUUAUUUUCAUCAUCAUCGUUCCCUGCUACAAUACCAUCGCUCGAAAUGUAGAGGGCCUGGGCAUAUCGCCCUUCAUCAUGUUCUCGUUAAACGCAUUGACCUUGCCGCCUUCGGGUUACCUACAGGGUCUGCUGCAGGAUCGGAUAGGGCGAAAGGCCACCGCUGUGGGUUGGAUGACGAUAACAGGAUUGUUUGCCGCAGCCGCUGGUCUGGUGAUAUCGCAAGGUAGCAAUCGGAAUGUCACACUGCUGGUGGGUCUUACUUUGGCGGCCAGAUUUGGGGUCUCCAUUGCCGAUGGUGCCAGCUCGCAGUUCUCCACGGAGCUCAUCCCCACCAGCGUGCGAGGAAGGGGAGUGGCUGUGGUGCACGUGGCUGGAUUUGCUGCCUCUUUUCUCUCGCCCUACAUCCUGCACUUGGGCACUUAUUUCAAGCCAGCUCCCUCGAUAAUUUUGGGGCUUCUUUUCCUUUCUGGGGCUUAUGUGUGCCUGCUACUACCCGAAACUCGUAAUAAGAAACUUCCUAUGUCCUUGGAGGAAGGAGAGGAGUUUGGCAAAGGAGAAGGCAUAUUUGACUUUCUGGUCAAUAUGUUUAAGAAGGAUAGUGAAGAAUCGGUGGUUGAAAUGAGUACCAAGAAUGUGGAGGAGGACACUCUGAUGGCCAAGGCUGUACAGCAGUAAGCUCAACCUGAUUUUAUAUUUUAAAAUGAUAAAGUAAAGUAGUAAAUUUUAGUGCAUUUAAA
Messenger RNA from Drosophila eugracilis, 1984 nucleotides. Its product is annotated as organic cation transporter protein. Lineage: Eukaryota; Metazoa; Arthropoda; Insecta; Diptera; Drosophilidae. The record is from RefSeq and is a predicted model, not a curated record. Gene Ontology annotation, cellular component: membrane. Gene Ontology annotation, molecular function: transmembrane transporter activity. The transcript is spliced from 4 exons. Gene Ontology annotation, biological process: transmembrane transport. Bases 243 to 1922 code for a protein of 559 amino acids.